AUGGAAGCAGCGAAGUACGCAGCAAGAUUUGUAGAGGAUAUGAAGGUCCGCCCCGGCCCGAGGACUUCGAUUACAGAAUCCAAGAUGAUGCAACCAUUUCACUGGAUGGGCCUUCCCGCGCUCGUUGGACGCCCUGUUGCCCCGGCUGCGAAAGUCACUGACCACCCAGGGGAAGACCCCUUCCCCUGGGGCAUUAUGAUCGCAGACCUAAGGUACCGCGAAGCAGCAACCUUCCUCUACCAGUUCUGGAUUUCCAAGGCGUUCAGUUCUUACCCUGCGACGAACUUCAUCUCCGACUGGAUAGGCAACUGA
This is a messenger RNA of Cantharellus anzutake, 312 nucleotides long. RefSeq lists its product as uncharacterized. Bases 1 to 312 code for a protein of 103 amino acids. The transcript is spliced from 4 exons. The record is from RefSeq and is a predicted model, not a curated record. NCBI's taxonomy places the organism in Eukaryota, Fungi, Basidiomycota, Agaricomycetes, Cantharellales, Hydnaceae.